This is a messenger RNA of Ictidomys tridecemlineatus (thirteen-lined ground squirrel), 660 nucleotides long. Lineage: Eukaryota; Metazoa; Chordata; Mammalia; Rodentia; Sciuridae. The record is from RefSeq and is a predicted model, not a curated record.
CGUCGGGAACUUACCAUGUCGCGUGGAAGCCGGAGCCGCACUUCGCGAAUGGCGCCCCCAGCCAGCCGAGCCCCUCAGAUGAGGGCUGUGCCCAGGCCAGCACCAGAAGCUGAGCCACCAGCUGCAGCCCCACCAUCUACAGUCGGGUCUCCUGCUGUAGCACCACGGCAGCCAGGUCUGAUGGCCCAGAUGUCAACCACUGCAGCUGGUGUGGCAGUGGGCUCUGCUGUUGGGCACACACUGGGCCAUGCCAUCACUGGAGGCUUCAGUGGAGGAGAGCAAACAAAGCCUGAUAUCACUUACCAGGAGCCUCGGGGAACCCAGCCAGCACAACAGCAGCAAGUGCUUCAGGAUGAUGGGAACCAAACGUUGGGAAGUGGCACCCCCAACCCACCCCGUAACAAGCCACAGAGCUGUUUCUUCACUUACCCUGGGCUCCGAGGCCCAUUUCCACAGGCACUCAACGAUGGCAUCAGUUUCACUGGCAUUUUCACUGCUCUGACUAAGAGGCCUGACAAGAACGAUUUUAAGGAUGGAAAGUUCAUUUGGAGGCUCCUGGUUUCAGAUGCCUCAGUCCACAGACAGCAGGCUCUGCGCCUGGAGCGAGGUGAGGCUGAACCUGCCGGCAGAGAAGGCGGCGGAGGGAAGCAGCUCACGUGA